CGACUCUAAAAUAUUCCCUUCUCUUCCUUCACCCCCUCGGUAUUCACUAGUCAGCAAGGACGUUAUCAGCAUUGGAAAGUAGGCCUGAGCUGGGCAAAAUGCAAUUAUUGGGUGUAGUUGCGGUGAUUUUUGCAGUUUACUGCGUACAUGCAAAGGUUCACUUUCGGGAGGAGUUUCUGGACGGUGAUGAAUGGAGAAGUCGCUGGGUGAACUCCAAACACAAGUCUGACUAUGGAGAGUGGAAACUGACGGCCGGAAACUUUUACGGAGAUGCUGAGAAAGACAAAGGUCUACAGACAAGCCAGGAUGCUCGUUUCUAUGCUACCUCUGCCCGUUUUGAGCCCUUAAACAACGAGGGCAAGCCUUUGGUCAUUCAGUUUACAGUCAAGCAUGAGCAAAAGAUUGACUGUGGUGGUGGCUAUGUGAAGAUCUUCCCUGCUGAUUUGGAUCAGGCUAGCAUGCAUGGAGAAUCCUCAUACUACAUCAUGUUUGGUCCUGAUAUCUGUGGCUACAGCACAAAGAAAGUCCAUGUUAUCUUCAAUUACAAGGGCAAGAAUCACCUCAUCAAGAAAGAGAUUAAGUGCAAGGAUGAUGAGCUGACCCACCUGUACACGCUUAUCCUGAAUCCAGAUCAGACCUAUGAGGUGAAGAUUGACAAUGAGAAGGUAGAAUCUGGCAGUCUGGAGGAUGACUGGGACUUCCUGCCUCCUAAGAAAAUUAAGGACCCUGAAGCCAAGAAGCCAGAGGACUGGGAUGAUCGUGCCAAGAUUGAUGAUGCUGAUGACACCAAGCCUGAGGACUGGGACAAACCUGAAAAUAUUCCAGACCCUGAUGCUAAAAAGCCUGAGGACUGGGAUGAGGAUAUGGACGGAGAGUGGGAGCCACCCAUGAUCCCCAACCCAGAGUACAUGGGAGAAUGGAAACCCAAACAGAUCGACAACCCCAACUACAAAGGACCCUGGGUGCAUCCAGAAAUUGACAAUCCUGAAUACAGUGCUGAUUCGAACAUCUACAAGUUUGACAACAUUGGUGUUUUAGGUCUUGAUCUUUGGCAGGUGAAAUCUGGUACCAUCUUUGACAACUUCCUGAUCACAGACGAUGUGAAGGAAGCAGAAGACAUUGCGAAGGAGACAUGGGGUGUAACAAAGGAACCAGAGAGGAAAAUGAAGCAGGAGCAAGAUGACCUGAAACGAAAAGAGGAGGAGGAGAAGAACAAAGAACAAGAUACUGAAGCUGACGAUGAAGAAGAAGAAGACAUGGAUGAGGAGGAAGAAGAAGAGGAGGAAGAAACAAAAGAAGACAUAGAGGAGGCACUUUCAGAAAUGGAUGACGAGGAAGUAAAGCAUAAAGAUGAGCUUUAAGGAGGUAUAGCCAGAGAUUUUGUCUGUCCCUCCAUUAGAAACUGUCCUCUAUUUCCCAGGGGUAUUGUGGCUGCUGUGCAUCCUUUCCCUGAGAUUUGGACACAACCCAACUUGGGGGGCAAAUGUAGUGAAGUGUGGGAGAUGGGUGUUAAUGGACUUAAUUUCUCUUUCAUUUUGGCCUUGAUGUUACCCUGAUGUCCCUGAACAGCUGGAUUGAUUGUAAGGUUUUCCACCUACAAAGUUCAUUCCUCAUUUUGUAUUAACAGCAAAUAAGGAAGCACUGACAUCCACUGCUUUCUUGAUUUUUCCUGAUUUUUACACAUCCUCUAUUUGCAGUUUUCCUUGUGACACAGAACCUGUGAUUAAAAAAAUGUGGUAAAUAUGACAAAUUGAGAUCUGCAGCAAAUAAGGAUAAACAUUCAAACUUCAACUUAAGAAAUUCUUUUGUCUGGUGAAACAUAAAAUGCACAUAACUGAACAUAUAAUGCAUAAACCAUAAGAGUUACAUCAAAAUAAAAAAAUCACAAAAUACAGACAGAAAUCAAGACUGUAAUGUAACUUAUUUUGGUUAUGUCUUUGGCACUGACUUUUUAUUUUUCUUUCCAAGCUCUUUAAAGCAUAAUUGAAUGAAAUCUAAGUGCACGAUGAAAGUUUUUCUACAUUGAAAUGGCAUGAAUUCAUCAUGUCUUCAUGAUAAUGUGAUGGGACCUGCAUUAUAUCCUGAAAGCCUGGAGAAACAGAUGGUGAGCCCCUAGUGUGACUCAUGACAUCACUAUGGGUCGCAUACUUAUUUUUAUUGGGCAGAAUGUUAUUCAUACCAAAGUUUUUAUUAAAAGAUUAUAACCUUA
This is a messenger RNA of Xiphias gladius (swordfish), 2209 nucleotides long. RefSeq names its product calreticulin 3b (gene calr3b). Lineage: Eukaryota; Metazoa; Chordata; Actinopteri; Istiophoriformes; Xiphiidae. The coding region runs from base 99 to 1361 and encodes 420 amino acids. Gene Ontology annotation, cellular component: endoplasmic reticulum; endoplasmic reticulum membrane. Gene Ontology annotation, biological process: protein folding. Gene Ontology annotation, molecular function: calcium ion binding. The transcript has 9 exons. The record is from RefSeq and is a predicted model, not a curated record.